Messenger RNA from Rhopalosiphum padi (bird cherry-oat aphid), 1056 nucleotides. RefSeq lists its product as uncharacterized. The record is from RefSeq and is a predicted model, not a curated record. Lineage: Eukaryota; Metazoa; Arthropoda; Insecta; Hemiptera; Aphididae.
AUGUCCCUGUAUUUAUUACGAAAAACUGACGGCAAACACGUAUUUUAUUGGAUUUGUGUUAAUAAAUGUGGUGCAAAAGUUCGAACUGUGGAGACAAAUGAAAAAAAACAUGAACUAGAUUCAACGUUUUUUCCGGAUCAACACUGUCAUGCUCCCGAUCCUAUAGGCUUGGAAGUAAGAAAAAUAAAAGAAAAAAUUAAAAUGAAUGCGAAAAGUUCAAUCGAAGAUAAACCAUUACAGAUUUACCAGAAAUCUAUUAACAAUUGUUCCACAAUUGUUGCUUCACACGUGAGUAAGAAUUCAGUUCAACAAUUAGUAAAACGUCAAAGACGCAAUGUAGAAAACUAUAAAGAACCCAAAUCUAUUGAUGAAAUAUGUCUAGCCCCAACAAUGUGUCAAACACUAAAAGAUGGAACAUUCAAGGCUUGCCCGCAAAUUUUUGAACAAAUGUAUGUUAUUCACGGAUCAAUUAAACGUGGAACCAACGAAAUUUUCGUACCGUUAGUAUUUGCUCUGAUGAAUGGUAAAAGUGAAGAGCUAUAUACUCAAGUAUUUUGUUUAUUAAAUGAAUUUUGCAUUGAAAAAAAUAUUAAUAUUACACAAACUAAGGACUUAGAAAUAAUAACAGACUUUGAAAAAGCGGCCAUAAAUUCUUUAACUGAAAAUUUUCCCCGAGCAACCCAUUCAACAUGUUUUUUCCAUUUAUGCCAGAGUAUUUAUAGAAAAAUUCAAAAUAUUGGGUUAUCGACGAAAUAUGCUAAUGAUCCUGAGUUCAAUUCAACGAUAAAUGCGGCAGAAUCCUGGCAUAGAAAAUUAAAUAGAUUAAUAUCGCCACAUCCUGGACUACAUAAAUUAAUCAACACCUUACAAUAUACUCAGAACGAAACUGAAGCAGUAAUUGAGAUGCUACUUUAUGGGCGCAGUAAUAAAAAAAUGAAAAUUCAAGUUCAAUCUCACAAUAUACGUUUAAAAGAAGUGCAACAAAGACUCUUAGCUGAUCCAGGUUAUGAUUUACUAGAGUAUUUAAGAGGAAUAGCACAAAAUUUAAAAUUUUAA